Messenger RNA from Paramacrobiotus metropolitanus, 4349 nucleotides. RefSeq names its product proteoglycan 4-like. Bases 274 to 4044 code for a protein of 1256 amino acids. NCBI's taxonomy places the organism in Eukaryota, Metazoa, Tardigrada, Eutardigrada, Parachela, Macrobiotidae. Gene Ontology annotation, cellular component: mediator complex. The record is from RefSeq and is a predicted model, not a curated record. Gene Ontology annotation, molecular function: transcription coregulator activity. Gene Ontology annotation, biological process: regulation of transcription by RNA polymerase II. The transcript has 16 exons.
UGAGUUUAAUUAUUAUUAUUUUUAUCUCCAGUUUCUGCAAUGAGCAGAAACAAAACAAAAGCUUUUAGUUCUCCUUCUGUAUGUUAAUUUUUCGUGUUCACUGGAAUCUCUGCGCCGAAAUCUAUUGAUAAAGCGGUAAUGUGGUUGAAUAGCACGUCAAACUGAGUUAUGAAUCUGGAGAGGAUUGGGACCUGAAUACUUAUCGAGGAGCUCUACCCGUACUGGAAGUAUUUUCACUGCUCUUGGGUUGGGCAACUUGGGUGGUGAGCUACCAUGGCAUCCCCGGCUGACGUUCCGCAUAUCCUGCAAGCCUUCAAGAAUUCGUUGAAGGUUUUUCAGGAUGUUCGUCCUAGAAAUACAUCAGCUAGGAUUCCUCCAAGGGAGAAUUAUGAGACGGUACUGGAAAAUUACUGUGCUACCAAAAGCCUGCGAUGGAACCGAGAAGUCAGCGAAAAUUGCACGCGGAUCGUUUAUCAUGUGCAUGGAGACUACUUCCGAGUGGACGUUCAUAUUCUUCAUGGCAUUAUCGGCGACGUGUGGGUGUUCCAUCAGUUCGGCGGCGGCCAUUUAGAACCCUGUCCACAUAUUGCCAGGGCGCUGAGGUCGAAAAGUUUGUCGGAAUUGGAUAAGCAUAUGACUGGAUUUUUGAGGAUGUAUGGUUCAGUUCAGGAUAAGUCACAGCGGUCGAAAUUCUUCAGUUGUUUAUCGAAGCUGGAAACGGAUUUGACAAGUGCUUAUCAGCAGUUUGUAAAGUUGAAUUUGGACUGUUUGCCUCAGAUACUUAAGGGGCAGUGGGGCCUUCUUUCACCACGAAGAGACGGAAUACCUAUGAGUUUGUGCUUUUUUAUCACGUCAUCGGAUUUUUUGGACCAUAACAAUAAAAUGCUCGAGUCAUCGUUUUGUGUGAUUUCCGGAAGGCGCAUUGGACUGUGGGCAUCUAUCAAUAUUAAGGAAUCACCCUCUGUGCAUGUUUUACCGAAUUGUCUGUUGGCGCGACAGUUUCUACAGUCAGCCGAUGGAGUCUUGCUUUUUGAUUACACAAAUGAAAGUGGUCGAGAAACCACGGCAAAGAUAAAUGCGCAUUUCACACUGGAAUUGGACAAGCCAAUGUAUAUAUGCAGAAGUAUUAAGGAAGAGCUUGCGCAAGAAACAGGGCUGGAGGUUCCCGUUAAAAGUGACAGUCGGCCUGCCUUGCUGUUGGAAGUAUUGGAAAAAGCUAUUCUCCGUGACAACUUCAGCGAAUCUCACAGUUAUUAUGCUAUUGUUGCCGAUCAUCAUCACAAAUAUGUCCUGUCUUCGGCGGAUGUUCUGGCAGAAGCUGUUCAAGAAAUUCCUUUUACGCACCCGACGCAAGUGGAAGGAUGCAUACGUCUUCUUCGUCGGCAGGCAGCGCUUAAUAAACUGAUCUCUACUUGUAUACGCCAUGCAAAUCAAAAAGGCAUUGUGGCUCCGUUUGAAUUUCACAUGCUUAUCCUUUCGGAUAGCGGAAUUCAGGUUCGUUUCCUUCAUCCGAUAGACAACACUUCUGUCUGCCAAGUCUUCAUCAGUUUGGUGGACCCAACAUCUCCGACAUGCUCUUUCAGCGAUAUUGCUAUGGCCUUGUGUCCAAAUAUUUUGAUGUCUUCGUGGUUGAAACGAAGUUUUUCGAUUCCCGUGAUGUUUCGUGCUAUGAUGGAGCAUUUCGUUAGAAACUAUGUCCCGGUCGUGCCUCGUCUUUUAGACGAGAGUGUCGUUGAAAUGGCCGCUGAGCAUGCGUCGUCACUGGAAAAUUCUCCAGUUGCCCCGGUGGAAUCAUUGCCGGUUGUCACCACUCCACCGGUGAUACCGGAAGUGGAAUUUUUCCCAGAAAAAACUGUAAGCCCGCUUCUUCCGACGUUGACACCGCCGUCGCCCAAUCCACCUUUGUCCAUGAAAUUGCCGAAGCCUCGUUCGACAUUUGAUCAGCUAUUAUCAUCGGGGCCUAAGCACCGGGCUAAGGAUUUGCCGAUGGAUGCGGACAUUCAUUCUAUGAAGAUGAAGCAGUUGUAUGAAAAAAAUAAAAAAUCGCGAGCGAAUCGACAAUACGACGAUGACCUGCUAAUGGAGCCAGCACCCCCUACUAAGAAAAAGCGUAAACUGUCGUUAGAGUCGCCCCUGUAUAACUCGCCAUUCGUUUUCUCCAGUGGGAAAGGCGAUUCCAUGGAGACUACAGAGGUCAUUCGCCAGGAGCCGGGUGUCAUAAAGAUUCGAAAUGUCUCCGAAGAUUCGCCUCAUGGUUCUCCCACGAUAACGAUUAAAUUACCAGUUAAUAAGCCGUCGCAUUCAUCGGACGCUCCUAUUUUGCAAUCAUUAAUACUAAGUAAGGAUCGAGAAUCCAAGAAGGAGAAAAAGCGGUCUAAACUUGCCGAACCGUCGCCGCCGGAAGUACGCUAUGCCGAACCAAAAAAGACCAAAAAGGAUACGGAAUUGGAAACUCUUUUAAAGAAAGGUGGAGGUUUCACGACGUCCCCGCCGAAAACCACGGCAAAAUACCAUGUUCCGAGCUCCGUGGCUGCCAAGUACACGGCUCCGACUAUACCGGUGACUUCCUCUUUUUCUGCUAAGAUUUCCUCACCAACUGUGUUUUCACUUGUACAACAGAAAUCCGGCGUACCGUUUGGGGCGCCCGGUAGUUUUCCAAAAGCUCCCAAUUCAGCAGCGUCACCGGCUGGCACCAAGUCCUCAUUAGCUGCUCCGGUAUCGUUCGGCGUUCCCAAAUCUCCAGCGCCACCAAAAUCACCAGCGCCGGCGGCUGCUAAAUCUCCUCUUUCCGCGUCUCCAAAGCAACCCUCAUACUACAGCGAACCGCCAUCCAAAAAGUCGGGCAUGGCCGGCGCUCCUAAAUCCAGAGAGAAAAAUUCACCGGGUAAAUCUUCCAAAUCACCAUUGCCACCUCCUGUUCCAGCCGCUGCUCCGCUGUUUAGCAUUCCGAAAACACCCUCCCUCAGUACGUUGCCGCGUAUUCCUAAGAAAACUGCUGCUGCUGUUGCGCCACCAGUGAAAGCAGACUCUCUUCCGGUAUCCACAAUGACCAUGAUGCCGCCUCCUGUCGUCACCACCAGCGGCGGCGAAGGAAGUACGAUUGCUGCUCUGCUGUUAAAUCAGCCCGCUCCUACGCCACGACCGCCUCUUCUUCCGACUCCUGAUAUGGAGCCCUUGCCCAUAGUGGAGGAAAGGGAGGAAAGCAAAUUGAUUGGCCCUUCCCUGAUGCACCGGUUCAUGCCUCCACCGUCAUAUUUCCCGUUUGGCAUUCCGCCACCGAAAUUGCCGGAAAAGGAAAGACCGCUAAGUGUUAUCGUUAUGGAGGAACCGGCUCCUGAUGAGGCCGACAAGCGAGCUAAUAUUUUGGGUGAGAAUCCAGCGAUUGCAACCCAAGCUGGAAAGGUGCGGACUAAAUCACUCUCGGCAGUUCUGGAUAAAUUAAAGAGUAGAGUGGAAUCCUCUGAUGGGACUCAUGAUGCGAGUUUGCCAGAUGCCAGUUUAUCGUCACCUUCGGUAUUUGCCAGUCAACCUGAUGGGACGAGAGACAGAGAUGCUGGAAUCUCGGAACCGCUUAAUCCAGGUCCACUGACAGCGGCGACAAAGCCGUUGGAUAUUAGUGCUUCUAUAAUUUAUGAUUCCAUGACAGUUGAAGAUGCCACAAAGAAACUGGAAAGUGUCAUGCGCCAACAAGUGCAUACCACGGAAAUUGCUGCACUCGAUAAAACGAAGAGGCUGCUAGUGCCGUACUCCAGCGGAGAUUCAUCCAGCGACAGUGAGGAAGAUAAAAUUCCUUCCGGCAGUAACGCUUCGACAUCGCGGCGAGCGGAUAUUCCUCUGGAUGGGAGCCCGGAAAUCUUGGAACGUCCCCAUGUGCCAGCGCCAUUAACGCUGUCGAAACUGGACACAGCGCAUAUGGACGUUCCAACGGAGCCGAGCAUCCAGUCGAUUUUGGCUCGCAGUCCAGGUGAAGAGCGGACAAGUCCCUUGAUUCUGGACGAUGUCAUGUUGGAUGCUGCGUUUUUCUCUACCGAGGACAGAGACUAAAUUGCUUGGGUAACUUAAGGACUGCAGUUUACCGGUACUUUUAAUUUAUUUUGUGGACUGCUAAAACAACUCUGUUUUGUUUUUAAUUUGAAUGUUUUAUUAUUUGUAAAUCAUUGCCUGUUUGGUUACCUAACGUAAGUGUGAGUUAUUUUUCUCAUUGUAUGUUUUGAGUAUCUUAUUGUUUGAUCAUGUUUCAUCGACAAUAUUUACGUCGCAUUAAAAAUGUUUCCACCUUUGUAUUGAGUUUUGGUGAUCACUUCAAGUGACAAAAUUAAUGUGUGACCACCCACUGACUAGUUGUAUUG